CAAGCUCCUUACUAGAUGAUUCGAUUGCCGUGAAAACCGCCGCUGCAUCUGCCUUCGCGGGCUUGGCACGAAGGGCCGAGGAUCGUGUCGCAAUCGCGAAAAUUGUCGAAGGCAAGCUCCUGCCUUCAGCAGGAGGUUCUAAUACAACAGGAGCCUCCUCUUCUUCUUCUUCGGGUCCUGCUUCCACUACAGCACCGGUUGUACAACUUGUAGCGACCAAGAGCAAGACAGGAGCCCCACCAGCAACCGGCGUUGAUGGGGCUGCGAUAGAACAAGAUGGAGCACCAGGCUCUCCAACGUCCUCUUCCUCAUCGAUACCUUCAGCGGCCGCGGGAGGAGCAGUUCCCUCGUCGAGUACGCAGCAUCAAGAACAGCAGGAAACUGUUCUGCACACGCCGACGGAUCUUGGCUUCUUGGAGACCUCCGCCAAAGCACUGAGUGAGAUUCAUCGUCGUGGUUGCGAUUUACGCUCCUUGAACUUGAGAGACAGGCUUGCAUCGCAGAGUUACUUCCACCGCUUUCAUAGCUUAGAGCGCAUACAUCGUGAGUGGAACGCCCUGUGGCUGGAGCUAGGCUUCAGCGUGCGGCAGGCUAUCACGCUGGAGCCGAUUGUGGAGGUGAUCACCGUGUUUUUAGAUUCGCAAGACCGGCCUACUCGAAUGCAGGCCUGUCGAGCGACCGUCCAGCUGGCGAAAGACUUGAUCGGUGCUAGUACAUCUUCAUCCAUAAAUAGGAUGAACAGCAAUAGCGCUUCUGCUGGAUCUGGAACGUCGAGCGAUGCUGGUUUGGCGUCCACGUCUCCACAAGACCUUCCUACCCCAGCUGCUGCCGCAAGACCUAGUACUGCAACAUCUGCGGUGGAAGACUUGCCCGAUUUUCUGCCAGAACUUUUGAAACUUGCAGAUAGCUUACUUGCGAGCGUGGAGAAAUACAAGCUUUCUUUUGCCGGGGCCAGCGUCAUCCUGCGCGCUCUCAUCGAUCUAAGAAUGGGUCUUAACAGAAUUUUCUCUGACGUGGGCACGGCAGCAGUGGGCCUACCAUCGGAUGCGAGGGAUUUAGUGAACCGAAGGAAUGGUACUUAGGGAAACCCUACUCUGCCAUUCUUCUUGUUCUUGUUCGUCUACAACAUUAUAUCGUGAGCAAUGUUACCUGAGCUUGUGCAGGUUAUUCUUGCUGUCGUCCGAUAAUAUCUGUCAUUCGUGUACUAGAACAACUAGUUCAUGUAGAAGGACACGUCGACCGUCGUGAUCUAUAAGAAAAUUGAUUUGUUGCUGGUAGAAAGAUUCACCUUUCAAAUACGUAAAAAGUUGACGUUUCUUCACUUUAGAAGUCAUUGCGAUCGCCCAACAAUAAAGUCAAACUAUUUAUCAGGUGACUUUUCCGCCACAGAGCUGCGACAGAAGGACAUUCAGCUCUGCUUGGACAUGGUCGAAGCCAGUAGAUCUUCCGACACUGACCGAUCGGAAGCUAUUUCUAUUUUGUCUGAUCUCGUGGAGUCAUUACAGCUAUUCUCACACCUUCCGCCGAACCGCGUGGAGGGUAUCUACAAUUUUUUGGCGAAAAAGUUCGACAGAAAGGAGGCUGAGCUCAAGGACGAGGCAGAAAAAACCUUUGCAGCGUUCACGCCCAAAGUUCGGGGACGCGCGGAUGCCGAAAAGCUUCUCACACCUCUGUUUGAACUCUGGUCCUGCUUGUACGAGAACUCAUCUGGACCUACUUCUACUUCUCAAACUACGACGACGAGCGGGGGUGGAGCCAGCAGUUCUACUUCUCGAACGUUUUUUGCAGACUUAGGUUCCUACCUCGGUGCUUGGUUACUGGAGUACGACCACGGGACUGGGACGCUAAAAGUAACCCUUUUGCGCGCGUUGUGCCGCGUCCUCAUACUAGGGCUCAUUUUCAUUCGUUAAACUAAGUAAGAUUUUUUUUCUCAAUCUCGGACUCACUUUCAUAUUGCUCAUGCUUUUUUGUUUCUACUAUAUCUUUUCCUUUGUUCUUCUUUGUCUUCAUAAAAUGCCUCAACAACAAGGGAACCCUGAAGGUUGCUGAAGACAUGAUUAAACAUUCAGUGGGAAGAUUAAUCGCUCGAGAACAUCGAACCUUGAACCUCACUCAAGAACGUCGUCUGAAGCUCUAAUCAUGCACUUGAAGAAACAAUUCGCGAGGUCCGGUGCAACUGCCCUGGAAGAACUUACGACUGCAUCGAAAGCUGGAGUAUCCGCGUCAGGAGGUUCAUACUGGGCGGAAGUCCUCGCUCGCGUCUAUGCUACCGCGAACGACGAAUGGUCGCGUGUCCGCAAAGCCGGCUUUGCGCUUUUGUUAAGGCAAGAAAUCUCUACUAGGUCUAGAGAAAGGUUAAAGGACGAGGUGGCGAGAUUUUGAUUUUAUUCUAUUUGACGAAUGACGUGGUCGACGUACACGCAAGAUGAUCCCAUAUUUAUAAAUAUUGGCGUUUCAUGAUCUAAGUAGAUUUUCUUCAUUGAUCCACAGAACUGCACCAUUUGUAGAUUUAAUAUCAGCUUCGAAACUACUAGUUCAUUUUUACAACUUUUAGUCUUCGAGAUCUUUGCGCUACUUCAAAUUUCUCAUCUUCUAAUAUAUGAUGCAUUUGCAGGGAUACAGGAACUUCGUUCUCUGAUCACGCUCGAAAGCCUUACCACUUUCCUCGACAACCUCGAAGGAAACGCAGAAUUCUAUGAGGAGCUGCAAGAAACUCAUGUUAAGGCUCUAGUCACUAACUCAUCUUUCAAGUGCAUCCUUGAAACGUAUGAGGGAGUAUUGUAGGGGAGUGCUCUCCUAUACCUUUCAGUGAUGCAACUGCAAGAUGAAAGAAUAAGGGAUAGCUCUAAUCAUGCGGCUCAAAUCCAAGCUCUACAGUCACUAAAGCGUGAGCUGCAGGGAUAGUGGUAGUGCAGGCUUGUUUUUCAUUAGAUGCGAUGCAACCGCAACGAGAACGACUUAUUGUCUAGUACAACUGUAGAAGUUGUCGUGCUCGUGCUCGUUUUUUUUUUUGGCGGGAACUUGUGCUUCAUCAUGUCAGGAUAUCUCGGUGGGCUAAGCGUGGACGACUGAAAGACCGCCCAGGUCUUCUACCUGAUUUGAGAAUGAUGUUUUGUUGAUAGGGCGGUGAAGGUGUUGUCAAUCACAAUGACUCCUCUUUUUUCGCCCGCGCUUUGUUGUACUUGUAGGUUUGAGUAAAGACCGCGAGCCUUGAUAGCCAUGAAAGUCUGACGCCACGCAGCACGGUGAUAUUUUUGCGACAUGUGAUGAAGCUUGAGCUACACCAUUUCGUGAAGAUGCUAGC
Molecule: messenger RNA, 3304 nt
Organism: Amoebophrya sp. A25
Lineage: Eukaryota; Dinophyceae; Syndiniales; Amoebophryaceae
Source: the annotation of a GenBank genome assembly